Messenger RNA from Ornithodoros turicata, 1110 nucleotides. RefSeq lists its product as uncharacterized. The transcript is spliced from 3 exons. NCBI's taxonomy places the organism in Eukaryota, Metazoa, Arthropoda, Arachnida, Ixodida, Argasidae. The record is from RefSeq and is a predicted model, not a curated record. Bases 1 to 1110 code for a protein of 369 amino acids.
AUGAAUAUUGCCUGGUGUGAGGAGCGCCGCAGCCGAGGCGGCCCGUUCGCGGAAGAUGCCGUCAGGUGGCGCGCCAUCACGGCUCAUCCAGACGCUAUUGAUAACAGUGAUGAGGAUGUUACAGCUGCCAUCCCUCUAGCAGCACAAGAAAGCAUCCCACCAGCCCUAGAACAUGCAAGCAGAAGUGAUCUGCACUCAGCUCCAGAAGGAAGCAACCCUGCAAAGGAAUUUUCAUUGUUGCUGCUAAAGUGCAAAGAGGCAAGAAGGCUUCCAGAGUCCACCCUUAACGAGAUCACCAACGACAUCCUCACAUUUUUUACUGAUUGGGGGCCGCAGCUUUAUUCAGUGCAUGGUGAUAAUGUAGAGUCGUUUAUAAACAGUGAAAUAAUGCAGUUAAGGACGCAAAGUGGUCGUGAACGGUUUUGUACAAGCGUGUUUCCAUAUGUUGAGCCUGUGACUGUGGUAUUGAGUGCAGAAGGCAAUGCACAGGCAAGCUUCCAGUAUGUUCCAAUCGUGGAGAUGCUGAAACGCUACCUUGAAUGGUUAGGCAGUUCACUCAUGCCUGGCCUGGACGGAUCUGAUGAGAGUUUAAGUUCAGUGUUCGACGGAUCGGCCUUUGUAAAUCACGAAUAUUUUUCUGGGGAUCGUGAGAAGUUGGUAAUCCAGCUCUACACGGACGAAUUUGAAGUGUGUAAUCCCAUUGGUGCGCAAAGGCUGAAGCACAAAAUGAUGGCUGUUUAUUACACUUUGUUAAAUGCACCACCUCACUUCAGAACACAACUUCCUCACAUACAUUUAGCAGUGCUAUGCAAAGAGAAGCACAUUGCAAAAUACGGGCUAGACAAAGUGCUAGAACGGUUGCAUCAAGAUAUUGCUCAGUUAGAAACAGAAGGGAUCACAGUCAAUUCAAAACAUAUCACGGGUACUGUCCUAUGCCUCUCAGGUGACAACCUAUCCAGUCACAGAAUUGGUGGCUUCAAGCACUCCACAGAUUCCACUUGGACAUGCUUCGAAGUGGUACUGCAACGUUGCGCCUUUAUGGCGUUAAAGCUCCAAGUGCGCCACACACGAAAGGAUUUCAGCCGACUGAGCAUCUGCCACCUGAUGUGA